Messenger RNA from Thrips palmi, 943 nucleotides. It is a transcript of the gene mago, whose product is annotated as protein mago nashi. The record is from RefSeq and is a predicted model, not a curated record. Gene Ontology annotation, biological process: RNA splicing. Lineage: Eukaryota; Metazoa; Arthropoda; Insecta; Thysanoptera; Thripidae. The coding region runs from base 149 to 589 and encodes 146 amino acids. Gene Ontology annotation, cellular component: catalytic step 2 spliceosome; exon-exon junction complex; nucleus. The transcript has a single exon.
CCGUGACCGACUACUCGACGCCAUUUUCGGAAGCCGGACGGACCAAACACAACCCAACCCACAACCGUAACCUAAAUUUUGUUUAGUGUUGCCGCACGUAAAAGAAGUGAGGUUUUGCUGAGAAAGACUCCGACGACCCGUUGCCAGAAUGUCGACUGACUUCUACAUACGUUACUACGUCGGGCACAAGGGAAAGUUCGGUCAUGAAUUCUUGGAGUUUGAAUUCAGACCCGACGGCAAGUUGCGCUAUGCCAACAACUCCAACUACAAGAAUGACACAAUGAUCAGGAAAGAAGCGUACGUCCACAAAUGUGUCAUGGAUGAGUUAAAAAGGAUCAUUGUGGAUUCUGAAAUUAUGCAAGAAGACGACUCCUCGUGGCCACAGCCUGACCGCGUCGGAAGGCAAGAGCUUGAGAUCGUGAUUGGCGAUGAACACAUCUCCUUCACCACCUCCAAGACCGGUUCGUUGGUGGACGUCAACCAGUCUCGCGACCCUGACGGUCUCCGCUGCUUUUACUAUUUAGUUCAAGAUCUGAAGUGCUUGGUGUUUUCACUUAUUGGUCUUCACUACAAGAUCAAGCCAAUCUAACAUGUGGACUUUGUUAAGCCUUGACAUGAUCGAUUAAGUUAAGCCACCCAUGUUUCCGCAAUUAAGCAUUGUUUUAUUUUACGUCACACUGCUGAUUUUCAGCUGAAGGAUUCUUAUGUUGUUCUGACAUUUUGGAUAUUUUGUACUGCUCACGGAUUUUGUUGGUGAAUCAUACAAUACUUGAUCUAUUAAGUAGGAAAGUGUUUUGAUGCUGCCGUUCUGUCAUGUGAGGAUUUGUUACACGUUGUUUCACAAAAAAAAAAAAGACAUUUUAGUUUCCAAAACUUUAUGGCCGGGUAUUAUUUACAUUGUAUUAUUUACAGUCAUCAAUAAAUAAGUCGAACUUUUAUCAAA